Sphaerodactylus townsendi is the source of this 4753-nucleotide messenger RNA. It is a transcript of the gene SPAG1, whose product is annotated as sperm associated antigen 1. NCBI's taxonomy places the organism in Eukaryota, Metazoa, Chordata, Lepidosauria, Squamata, Sphaerodactylidae. The record is from RefSeq and is a predicted model, not a curated record. The transcript has 19 exons. Gene Ontology annotation, cellular component: mitochondrion; cytosol. The coding region runs from base 108 to 3002 and encodes 964 amino acids. Gene Ontology annotation, molecular function: heat shock protein binding.
CUUCAGGUGCAGGCAGCAGGUCGCCGCCUCCCCCAUCGACUCCGUGCCGGAGAAACCGACGCUGCUGCUGCUGCUGCUGCCACGAGCCGGACGGAGCAAACGAAGUAAUGAGUGCCGAGGAGGUUUCAUCUUUACUGGACCAAGGAACAACAAAAACAUAUCAAAUUCCCAUUGAUCAUCUAGACUACAAAUUCAUUGAAAAAUGUACCGAUAUUAAACAUUUGGAAAAGAUUCUCAGGAUAUUACGGUCCGGUGAGGAAGGCUGUUAUCCUGAUCUUACUUUAUUUUGUGAAAAACGGAUUGAAUCUUUGGCUCCAAACAGCAGAGCUCUACGAAGGGAGAAACCACCAGCUACAGCUUCUGAUUUUACUACUGAGGAAUGGGAAGAAAUAAAUGAUGAAAUUAAGGACUGGAUUACAAAAAUGAAAGAAGAAGAAUAUAAAAUGCGACAUUCUACAACUGAAGUAUUCCUAGAGAACCUAGAAAACAUGCCACCAGUUCGUCAUUCAGAUAGCUGUGGGCCUAUUAGCCAGGGUAAAGCUUCAGAAAAGAGAAAAAUGAAGAAAAAUAUGCCAAGGGACUACAGCGAGUGGGACAAGUUUGAUGUUGAGAAGGAGUGCUCCAAAAUUGAUAAAUGCUAUGAAGAACAGAAGUCUGAAGCCAGCUAUGGUGUUAACAGAUGCUUACCAAAAACUGACAUAGACAUAACAGGUAAGACCAGAAAGGAAAAGAAUUUCAUUGCUAAUCGUGAAAAAGAGAAAGGCAAUGAAGCAUUUGUCACUGGAGACUAUGAAGAAGCAGUCGCCUAUUACAGCCGGAGCAUCAAUGCUUGCCCCAGUGUGGCUGCGUACAAUAACAAAGCUCAGGCAGAAAUAAAACUUCAGAAUUGGCAAGCUGCUCUUCAGGAUUGUGAGGCUGCAUUAAAAAUGGACCCUGGAAAUAUAAAAGCUCUUAUGCGCCGUGCCACUGUAUACAAGAAUCUACAGAAUUAUAGUGCAGCUGCAGAAGAUUUGCAAAGAGUAUUACAGACUGAGCCCAAAAAUGCUACCGCAAGGAAAAAUCUCUCAGAUAUUGAGAAGAAUUUGAAAGAACCCCUAUCUCAGACACAGAGCAAAGGAAAAAUAAUUCUUAUUGAAGACAUAGAAGAAUCGGAAGGUGUUGAUGAACAAGGGGAAAAUGCUGUAGACCACGAAAACGGAAGUGGAGAUAGAAAAACUGCUGUGCCAAAGGGAGGACAGAUCACAAGUGAGAAGACUGAAAUGGGGAAUACGCACAAGAAGUUCCCGGGCAAAGGAGAUGGCUGUAAAUCAGAAUACAAGGAAGCACAGAAAAACAGAGAUCCUUCUGAAAACAGUAUUAAAAAGGGCACACCUGAACAAAGGACACCUAAAGUUUUGCAUGAUCGUGGAAGUGAAGUAAAUGGCUUUCUAAACAGUGGUAAAAAUAAAAGUGAAAACAGUAAUGCUGUGCCAAGGGAUGUAAAAUCUUCCUCAGCAGGAGAAAGGAGUUCCACUCUGCCCCUUCCUGCUGCAGCACUGAAAGCUGAAGGAAAUGCGUUGUUUAAGAAUGGGCAGUUUGGAGAGGCUAUUCUCAAAUAUUCAGAGGCCAUUGAAAAUGCCAGUAAUUCAGGAAUGCCGAGUCCAGAGGACAUAAGUAUUUUGUAUUCAAAUAGAGCAGCAUGUUACCUAAAAGAAGGCAACUGUGCUGACUGCAUCCAGGACUGUAACAGAGCCCUGGAACUUCACCCGUACUCUCUCAAACCCCUUCUGCGUCGAGCAAUGGCCUACGAGUCCAUGGAACGGUACAGGCAGGCAUAUGUGGAUUACAAGACGUUAUUGCAAAUAGAUAGUGGGAUCCAGGCAGCAAAUGACAGUGUUAACAGGAUAACAAGAACGUUAAUAGACCAAGAUGGUGCAAGUUGGAGAGAGAAGCUGUCCCCGAUACCAGUUGUUCCUGUUUCGGCUCAGUUACACCAGUGGGAUGGAGAAAACUUUGUGUCACAGACAAACCAGUACAAAUCGACUACUAAGCACGAAGAUCAAAAACCACAGAUUUCUAGUAAAAAAGCAGGAGAGAUGUUCAAAACUCUUAAGAAUAAAGGGAAUGAACUUGUGAAGAAGGGUAAAUAUGAAGAAGCAUUGUCAAAGUACAAUGAAUGUAUGGAAUUAAAUCCUGAGGAAUGUACCAUCUACACUAACAGAGCCCUCUGUUACUUGAAGCUGUCUCGGUACGAAGAGGCCAGAAAGGACUGUGAUUAUGUUCUUAGCCUGGAUGACUCCAACAUAAAAGCUUUGUAUAGGAGGGCUGUAGCAUACAAAGGACUACAGAACUACAAAGCUAGUAUUGAUGAUCUGAAUAAAGUUCUUCUAAAAGAUCCAAAUAUUGAUGAAGCAAAGAAGGAGCUACAGGAAACAACCCAGCUGCUUAAAAUGAAGAAAGAAGGUACAGACAACAGCCAGCAAAAGCAGAGGAAAAAAAUUGAAAUCCAAGAGGUGGACGAGUGUGAAGAAGAGGAAAUCCAGACCUGUGCUUCACAGAACACUGCAGUUAACAACCACAGGUCAAAAAAGGGAGAGCUUGAAACUACAGUGCCACUGAAAACCCCAGAAAAGCUGAUAAUUUCUAAGCCGUCAAAUGCCUAUGAGUUUGGCCAGAUGAUAAAUGCUGUGAAUGCCAGUAGAGACAUCACUGCCUGUGCAGAACUCUUAACACUUAUUGAACCCAAAGAUUUGCCAAUGCUGCUAAGCAACAAACUUGAAGGAGACAAUUUCCUAUUACUUAUCCAAGCCCUGCAAUCUGACACGUUUUGCCAAGAUGCUGGGCGGGUUUAUCAGCACCUCCUCUACCUGAGCAAAGCUGAAAGGUUUAAGCUGGUGCUGAGACUUCUUAACAAGAACGCCGUGGAGCAGGUUCAGCAGCUGUUUGAAUCUCUUUCCAGAGAGCAAAAUGAACAGUUUUCUUUACACGAUCUGGAGAGCCUUAAAAGAGACUUUGAACUUUAAAACGACUUCGUUUCGGAACCGCCUCUUGCAUGCAUUCCCACGAUGCCUGUAGGAUGGGCAUAUAAACUAUGCAGAUCUGCAUGGGGUAAAGUCAGUUUCACUUGGACGGCUGAGUGUGCUGCAAUUUUUUUUGUACAGUUCAUGCACAUUGAAAAUCUGUUAUGGUAGCAUUUAUUUUUAUCUUACAGAGUACACGUGCAUGUUUUUAUACUUUAUGGGCUGUCAUUCACAGUGAGGAAAAAUGAAUGAUUGAAUAGAUAAGAACCUGAGUUUAUUUGAGGGAAGGAGCAUGUGAACAUCAGGAUGGUGCAGGAGAUGAUUCCAUUCCCAGUGAAGUGAACAGCCCUUAACAAUGUAGCUCCUAUGCAUACACUGAUCUAAUAAUCACAAUAUUCUCAACUACAUUAAAAUGUAUUGAGGAGGCCAUAUAUGGCCACUUGUUUAAUAAUAUGUUUUUGGUCACACAGCUUUGUUCUUAUGAUACAGAAGAACCUUCAGAAAAAGUUGCUUCUCAGAAACCACUUUUAAUAUGCAAUUCUGUGGGAAAAAUUCUCUUGGAGAAGCCCCAUCGGCAUGAAUGAGCAUUCGGUGUUGUUUUAAUUUUACUGAUAACUUCUGUGAAAACCCAGUCCCAGGGCAUUGUGCACCUAGGCUUCACUUUUUGUUUCUUGACAGGUCACAUGAUUACUGUGUGCAUCUAGCUAUGGUGCAGACGAAUCCACCCUCUUCUGUCUGUCACCAGUGCAUUGAUGUGAUCACUCACAUCCAGCCCAUGUUGGGUACACUACUAGGUCAUCUUUACAGGACAACACUGACUCCUUUAUUCUUAUCUUGUAUCAGUACUGCUAACUGAAAUAUAUGCAGUAAUGUGUUUGAGAGGUCUGAAUAUGUAUAGCUACAUCAGCCUUUUGGGGAACAGUAGUGUACCAGGCCUAAAUGGUGCCCGGAGGCAUGAUCACCUCCCCAUGCCCCCCCCCAGCUCUCCACCCACCCCACUUACAGGAGCCAGCAGGGAGGCUGGGGGAGGGCAAGGCUCAGGGGGGAGGCAGCUUGGAUGGGUGCCAUGGUGGCAGGUUGAUUCCUGGACUAGUCUGUGCUGCAGUGCCCACCUGGGCUGCUCAUGGCAGCACCCUGGCCUCCCUGCAAACCGGCUUCUGCUCUCCCCAGGCCCUGGGGUGGGUAAGAGCUGGCUGGCAGGGAGGGUGGGGUGCUGCAGUAGGUGGCCCAGGCAGAUGCCACGGCUGAUGAGCCCCACCCCUUAGGGCCUGGGGAGGGCAGGAGCCGGCCUGCAGGGACGCCAGGAGGGGGGUGGGACUUGGCGGCAAUGACCCAGGGACAUGGGAUACCUUUAGCAGUACACUACUGUUGGGUAAUGGUUGAUAGUUGGGCCUGUGCUACAGCCAGCUACAUGAAAAGUCUAUUUUAGUUGUACAAAGAUCCUUUUCUGCUGCCUGUGCAGUUCUGGUGAACAGUGGCGUUAAGAAGCAGAACAGACUCUGUGUAGUUAAAUGUUUUGAAGCAAUAGAACAUUUUAAAACAAACUGGAAAAUAGUAAUUUAUUAGUGUGCAUAUCACAUUGUAUUAUGGCAGGAGUUGCUCAGGUAUUUGCACAAUUUUGAAGGUGGUAUAAUUUAUCAGUGGCUAUUUUUUCUUUAACAAAUAAGAAUAAAAAUGUUAUGUUUUAUUUAAGUUAAGAGCUUACCUAUUUGUAGUUCUUUUCUUAUUUAAAAAUAAAGAUAUGUGGCAUAUUA